AUGGGAUUAAUUCCCGCUCGCAAUGAGUAUACAUGUGUCAGAGAUUUUGUUUGUCUGGUGAGGCUCUGGGUUGGAGCCUUUGUCCGAGUGUUGGUUCACCAGAAUAAAAGGCAGCUGCUCCAUAAGCAAACUUCUGGCCAUCGGUUGUACUUAUCAAAGAUGGCAACUACUGCAGAGACAAUUAUCAAUGAGGGUGUGUCUGGGGAAUGUCUAUUUCACAUCGGUGCUUAUGGGACCCUAACGAGGAAGCAUCAACAACCGUAUACUGUAUCGAUGGCCGGAAGUGUCAAGGGUCUAUAA
This is a messenger RNA of Cotesia congregata, 300 nucleotides long. NCBI's taxonomy places the organism in Eukaryota, Metazoa, Arthropoda, Insecta, Hymenoptera, Braconidae. The record is from the annotation of a GenBank genome assembly.